Molecule: messenger RNA, 1287 nt
Organism: Symbiodinium sp. CCMP2592
Lineage: Eukaryota; Dinophyceae; Suessiales; Symbiodiniaceae
Source: the annotation of a GenBank genome assembly
AUGUCGAAGUCAGGCGUCGUGAAGAACUGGGUGGAAGACAAAGGCUUCGGCUUCAUAGGCCCCGACGACGGCAGCGAAGACCUGUUCUGCCACACAUCCUGCCUACAAGGGUGCAAGGGCCUGGGCAAAGGGGACAAGGUCCGUUUCGAUGCGGAGUACGACGAUCGCAAAGGCAAGAUGCGAGCAGUGAACGUCUCUCUGGAGGGUGGCGGAGGUGGCGGCGGCGGGGGCCGUGGCUAUGACCGGGAUGAUCGUCGCGGAGGCUAUGAUCGGCGAGAUGACCGCCGUGACGACCGCCGAGACCGCCGGGAUGACCGCCGGGAUGACCGUCGCGACUAUGACCGCCGAGAUGACCGACGAGACGACCGACGAGACGAUCGGGGCGGCGGCGGCAAGGGCAAGGGAGGCAAAGGUGAGCGCUUCGGUGGGGACAACAGAGGUGAUGACAUCAGCAACGGCGGUAACCGCCACCUCACAGCGCGCGAGAUCUUCAUGAGGCACCAGCAAGAGAAGGGAGGAAGAGGCCGCAGCCCAUCGGUCUCGCCGCGAGAAUUUCAACUAAGUCUGGCGACGGAGUUGUGGAGGCAGAUCUCUGCGGCCUUUGCUGACAAGAUGGCCUCGAGUGUUCUCAAAGCGUGCUUUAUGAAGCAGCUCGGCCAAAGCAGUGAAGAAGCACGCUUUCUGCUGGAUGGAGGCAUGUCGAAGUCAGGCGUCGUGAAGAACUGGGUGGAAGACAAAGGCUUCGGCUUCAUAGGCCCCGACGACGGCAGCGAAGACCUGUUCUGCCACUCAUCCUGCCUGAAAGGGUGCAAGGGCCUGGGCAAAGGGGACAAGGUCCGUUUCGAUGCGGAGUACGACGAUCGCAAAGGCAAGAUGCGAGCAGUGAACGUCUCUCUGGAGGGUGGCGGAGGUGGCGGCGGCGGGGGCCGUGGCUAUGACCGGGAUGAUCGUCGCGGAGGCUAUGAUCGGCGAGAUGACCGCCGUGACGACCGCCGAGACCGCCGGGAUGACCGCCGGGAUGACCGUCGCGACUAUGACCGCCGAGAUGACCGACGAGACGACCGACGAGACGAUCGGGGCGGCGGCGGCAAGGGCAAGGGAGGCAAAGGUGAGCGCUUCGGUGGGGACAACAGAGGUGAUGACAUCAGCAACGGCGGUAACCGCCACCUCACAGCGCGCGAGAUCUUCAUGAGGCACCAGCAAGAGAAGGGAGGAAGAGGCCGCAGCCCAUCGGACUCCAGAUCCCGCAGUCCAGCGCCAAGGUCUCGCCGCGAGAAUUUCAACUAA